AUGGACAGUAAAGGGAGAAGAGGGACAAACGGAUCCAUCAAACGUUCGUCCAUCAAGCGCAGCGCGUCGUCUGGAUCCAGAAAGGUUCAGAGAGCUUGGAUCGAGAGAACCUUCCAGAAGAGAGAAUGUAUCCAGAUUAUUCCUGGAAAAGAUGCAAGCAGGUGUAGUUGUGGUCAGCUGGUAUCUCAGCACUCAGGUAUCAGGGAGGAGUUGUCUCUGGUGCAGCUGGAGGCAGCAGAGCGAUGGAUUCCUCUCAAACACACUCAGACCAGUUCUACUGAUGCAUACGGAGUCCUGGAGUUCCAGGAGGGGGGUCACGUCAACAAGGCCAUGUACAUCCGGGUCUCCUAUGACUCUAAACCCGACAGUCUGCUCCACCUGAUGGUGAAGGAAUGGCAGCUGGAGCUUCCAACGCUGCUGAUCUCCGUCCACGGAGGCCUGCAGAGCUUCGAGCUGCCGCCGAAACUCAAGCAGGUGUUUGGAAAAGGACUCAUCAAGGCUGCCGUCACCACCGGAGCCUGGAUCUUCACCGGGGGAGUCAGCACCGGAGUGAUCCGGCAUGUGGGUGACGCUCUGAAGGACCACUCCUCUAAGUCGAGAGGUCGUGUUUGUGCGAUCGGAAUCGCUCCGUGGGGAAUCCUCGAGAACCGAAACGAUCUGAUCGGCAGAGACGUGACGCGGCCCUAUCAGACGAUGUCUAACCCUCUCAGUAAGCUGGCCGUGGUGAACAGCAGCCACUCACACUUCAUCCUGUCCGAUAACGGGACGAGCGGGAAGUACGGAGCCGAGGUCCGUCUGCGCCGCCAGCUGGAGAAACACAUCGCCCUGCAGAAGAUCAACACACGUCUGGGUCAGGGCGUCCCGGUGGUCUGCCUGAUCCUGGAGGGGGGUCCGAACGUGAUCUCCAUCGUGUUGGAGAGUCUGAAGGAGGAGCCUCCGGUUCCGGUGGUGGUCUGUGACGGCAGCGGCAGAGCCUCUGACAUCAUCUCCUUCGCCCACAGAUACUGUGAGGAGGACGGGUUGGUGAGCGACAACGUCAAAGAUCAGCUGAUCGUCACCAUCCAGAAAACCUUCAACUACACCCGCAGCCAGGCGCUGCACCUCUUCCUGCUGCUGAUGGAGUGCAUGAAGAAGAAAGCUCUGGUAUCAAUCAAUCAAUCAAUCUCUGUCAGCAGUUUGACCCUCGACCGUCCUAAAAGCCCGGCAGCCCAGAGGUCAGCAGCAGCAGGAGGAGGAGGAGGAGGAGGAGGAGGUAAAGGCAAAGCCAGGGGGAAGAAAGGAAAAGGAGCCAAAACCAAACCUGAACCACCAGAGGAGACCGACCCCAGGAAACUGGAGCUGCUCAACUGGGUGAACUCUCUGGAGCAGGCCAUGAUGGACGCUCUGGUGUUGGACAGAGUCGACUUUGUGAAGCUGCUGAUUGAGAACGGCGUCAACAUCCAUCACUUCCUGACCAUCCCCCGCCUGGAGGAGCUCUACAACACGAAGUUGGGACCGGCCAACACGCUGCACUUCGUGGUCAGAGAUGUGAAAAAGGGGAAUCUUCCUCCAGAUUACCAGAUCACACUGAUCGACAUCGGGCUGGUGCUGGAGCUGCUGAUGGGGGGGGCUUACCGCUGCAAAUACACCAGGAAGAGCUUCAGGGCGCUGUACAACAACCUGUAUGGACUGAAGAGGCCUAAAGCUUUGAAACUUCUUGGAAUGGAGGAUGAUGAGCCUCGUCCGAAAGGAAAAGGGAAGAAGAACAAGAAGAAAGAGGAGGAGGAGGACAUUGAUGUGGACGACCCCGAGGUCUGCCGGUUUCAGUACCCGUUCCACGAGCUGAUGGUGUGGGCCGUGCUGAUGAAACGCCAGAAGAUGGCGCUGUUCCUGUGGCAGCGGGGGGAGGAGGCCAUGGCCAAAGCUCUGGUGGCCUGUAAACUCUACAGGGCCAUGGCACACGAGUCAUCCCAGAGCGAGCUGGUGGACGACAUCUACCAGGACCUGGAGAACAACUCCAAGGAGUUCGGUCAGCUGGCCUACGAGCUGCUGGACCAGUCGUACAAACAUGAUGAGCAGGUGGCCAUGAAGCUGCUCACCUAUGAACUGAAGAACUGGAGCAACUCCACCUGUCUGAAGCUGGCGGUGGCUGCCAAACACAGAGACUUCAUCGCUCACACCUGUAGCCAGAUGCUGCUGACCGACAUGUGGAUGGGCUGCCUGAGGAUGGGCAAGAGCAACAGUCUGAAGGUGAUUUUAGGAAUCAUUUUCCCUCCUACCAUCCUCCUGCUGGAGUUUCGUCUUGGAGAUGAAUCUUCGUUUCACUCCUCCAAACAAAACGAAGACAGCAAAAUUAAAGACAACGACAACAAAUCCAACAAGGACUCCGUCUCUAACGUCGACACAACGUCUAAGAAAGGAGACGAAGAAGAGAACCAGAAGAAACACAGGAAGAGGGUUCCCAUCGGGAAAAAGAUCUAUGAAUUCUACAACGCUCCCUUCACCAAGUUCUGGUUCAACACGAUCGCCUACCUGGUGUACCUGAGUUUGUAUAAUUACAUCAUCCUGGUGAAGAUGGAGCGAUGGCCGUCUCUACAGGAGUGGAUCGUCAUCUCUUACAUCAUCACUCUGGGACUGGAGAAAGCUCGACAGAUCUUGAUGUCGGAGCCGGGGAAGCUGAAGCAGAAGGUGAACGUGUGGUUGGAGGAUUACUGGAACAUCACAGACCUGGUGGCCAUCUGUGUGUUCCUGCUGGGGCUGCUGCUGCGGCUGCAGAGCGAGCCGUACAUGGGCUACGGACGCGUCAUCUACUGCGUCGACAUCAUCUUCUGGUACAUCCGAGUGCUCGACAUCUUCGGGGUCAACAAGUACCUGGGACCCUACGUCAUGAUGAUCGGCAAGAUGAUGAUCGACAUGCUGUACUUCGUGGUCAUCAUGCUGGUGGUGCUGAUGAGCUUCGGCGUGGCGCGGCAGGCCAUCCUCCACCCUGACGAGAAGCCAACGUGGCGUCUGGCUAGAAACAUCUUCUACAUGCCGUACUGGAUGAUCUACGGAGAGGUGUUUGCAGACUCCAUAGACCGUAAGACUAGAGUUCAUAUUUACGCCAUGGAGAUCAAUCCUCCGUGUGGAGACAACAUGUAUGACGAGGACGGUAAGAAGCUCCCUCCGUGUAUUCCCGGCGCCUGGCUGACUCCGGCCAUCAUGGCUUGUUACCUGCUGGUUGCGAACAUCCUGCUGGUCAACCUGCUGAUCGCCGUCUUCAAUAACACGUUCUUCGAGGUGAAGUCCAUCUCCAACCAGGUUUGGAAGUUUCAGCGCUAUCAGCUGAUCAUGACCUUCCACGACCGGCCCAUCCUGCCCCCCCCCCUCAUCAUCUUCCCCCACAUCUACAUCGUCCUCAAGAGGCUCUGCUGCCGUUGCCGCCGGCGACCGGAGGGCGACCACGACGACCGCGAGAGGAGACUGCAGCUGGUGCUGAGCAGUGAGGAGCUGAAGAGUCUUCAUGAGUUUGAGGAACAGUGUGUGGACGAAUACUUCCGAGAGAAAGACGACGAGAAACAAUCGUCCAAUAACGAGAGGAUCCGAGUGACGACAGAGAGGGUGGAGAACAUGUCCAUGCGUCUGGAGGAGGUGAAUGAGAGAGAGCAUUCUAUGAAAGCUUCCCUGCAGACAGUAGACCUGCGCCUGGCUCAGCUGGAGGAGUUCAGCAGCAGGAUGGUGAACGCUGUGGAGAAGCUCGCCGGCAUCGAGUUGGUCCGCUCUCGCUCUAGAGGAUCAUCGGUGUGUGAGCCGGCCGCUCUGCUCAGACACGCCAGCAUCAACAGCGCCGACGGCUACAGCCUGUACCGCUACCAGCUGGACCACGAGGACCGGGUCUCUGUGUGCGGAGACAGCGAGGACAGAAGAGUCCACCUGAGUCCAGAAAGACGAGGAGGGAACACAGAGGGGACGACAGGUAGGAGACAGGAACUGUUCGGCUCGACCCUGGAGGUCAAAGGUCAGAGGGAGCGCUCUCUGUCUAACGUUGACAUCCUGAUCUCACCCUGCGACCCGGCGCAGAGACCAGAGUCUGUCGCCAUGGAGACCGGAGAGGAGACACCAGGGACCCUCCCUCUGGAGAGGUCAAAGGUCACGCUGCCCUCCAGCCCCGAGGGGGAGGAGGAGGAGGACAGGAAGUACCCCCCCCUCUUUGGGGGGGAGGAGGAGGAGGACAGGAAGUACCCCCCCCUCCGCUCCAAGAGCCUCAACACAAACCCAAGGAAGACCAGGACCCCCAGACCCACCGGCAGCGUCUCAGACCUGGUCUCUGCUUUCAGUGGGGGGGCCGGCCGGGACCUGGACCAGAACCAGAACCAGAAACUGUGA
This is a messenger RNA of Scomber scombrus (Atlantic mackerel), 4344 nucleotides long. Its product is annotated as transient receptor potential cation channel subfamily M member 1-like. Gene Ontology annotation, molecular function: calcium channel activity. NCBI's taxonomy places the organism in Eukaryota, Metazoa, Chordata, Actinopteri, Scombriformes, Scombridae. The transcript is spliced from 26 exons. The record is from RefSeq and is a predicted model, not a curated record. Gene Ontology annotation, biological process: calcium ion transport into cytosol; protein tetramerization. Bases 1 to 4344 code for a protein of 1447 amino acids. Gene Ontology annotation, cellular component: membrane.